This is a messenger RNA of Aptenodytes forsteri (emperor penguin), 2267 nucleotides long. It is a transcript of the gene TGFB3, whose product is annotated as transforming growth factor beta 3. Gene Ontology annotation, biological process: SMAD protein signal transduction; BMP signaling pathway; regulation of cell population proliferation. Gene Ontology annotation, cellular component: extracellular region. Bases 41 to 1279 code for a protein of 412 amino acids. The transcript is spliced from 7 exons. Gene Ontology annotation, molecular function: type III transforming growth factor beta receptor binding; type II transforming growth factor beta receptor binding; cytokine activity. The record is from RefSeq and is a predicted model, not a curated record. NCBI's taxonomy places the organism in Eukaryota, Metazoa, Chordata, Aves, Sphenisciformes, Spheniscidae.
GGGGUCUCUCCCGGGGGUCCCCGCCGCCGCCCCCUCUCACAUGAAGAUGUACGUGCAAAGGGCUCUGGUGCUGCUCUCUCUGCUGAGCUUCGCCACCGUGAGCCUCUCGCUGUCCUCCUGCACCACCUUGGACCUGGACCACAUCAAGAAGAAGAGGGUGGAAGCCAUCCGGGGGCAGAUCCUGAGCAAGCUGCGGCUCACCAGCCCCCCGGAGACCGUGGGGCCGGCCCAUGUGCCCUACCAGAUCCUGGCCCUCUAUAACAGCACCCGGGAGCUGCUGGAGGAGAUGGAGGAGGAGAAGGAGGAGAGCUGCUCUCAGGACAACACCGAGUCCGAAUACUAUGCCAAAGAGAUCCAUAAAUUUGACAUGAUCCAGGGCCUCCCCGCGCACAAUGAGUUGGGCAUUUGUCCAAAAGGUGUCACCUCCAACGUGUUCCGCUUUAAUGUGUCCUCGGCAGAGAAGAACAGCACCAACUUGUUCCGGGCCGAGUUUCGGGUGCUGCGUGUGCCCAACCCAAGCUCCAAACGCAGCGAGCAGCGCAUUGAGCUCUUCCAGAUCCUUCAGCCGGAUGAGCACAUAGCAAAGCAGCGCUACCUCAGUGGCAGGAAUGUGCAGACACGGGGCUCCCCUGAGUGGCUGUCCUUCGAUGUCACCGAGACUGUGCGUGAGUGGCUUCUGCACAGAGAGUCCAACCUUGGCCUGGAAAUUAGCAUACACUGUCCUUGCCAUACUUUUCAGCCCAAUGGAGACAUCUUGGAGAAUUUGCACGAGGUCUUGGAGAUCAAGUUCAAAGGCAUUGACAGUGAGGAUGACUAUGGCCGUGGGGACUUGGGGCGCCUGAAGAAGCAGAAAGACUUGCAUAAUCCCCACCUCAUCUUGAUGAUGUUACCCCCACAUCGGCUGGAGAGCCAAGCAUUGGGAGGCCAGAGAAAGAAACGGGCCUUGGAUACCAACUACUGUUUCCGGAACCUGGAGGAGAACUGCUGUGUGCGUCCUCUGUACAUCGACUUCCGACAGGACCUUGGCUGGAAAUGGGUCCACGAGCCUAAGGGCUACUUUGCUAACUUUUGUUCGGGCCCUUGUCCGUACCUCCGCAGCGCAGACACCACUCACAGCACGGUGCUGGGCUUAUACAACACGCUGAACCCUGAGGCAUCCGCUUCGCCCUGCUGUGUCCCCCAGGACCUGGAGCCACUCACUAUCUUGUACUAUGUCGGGAGGACCCCCAAAGUGGAGCAGCUCUCCAACAUGGUGGUGAAAUCCUGCAAGUGCAGCUGAAAGGCACCCUGGCCCGCCCAAAGCCAAGAGAGAAACUGUCAGCACCCACUCUCCUGCUCCCAGGCUAACACAAAAGGAACUGGGGGUCAGAGACUAUGCAUGCUGAGGGCUGAGUGCCAAACCCUGUGGCUUAGGGUCUGGCAGCCCUUGGGGAUCUCUUCUGGAACAUUUCUUGGUCUUGUUGGCAGUGUCAUGUUCCUUCUGGGAGUUACUUUGGUGACACGAAGGCCACACUCUCCAAAACCGCUGGACAGUUGGUGUGGAAGAGAAGGAUAGGGUGGAGGAACUGCUGUGUAUUUGAAUGCUGGGUGGUUGAGCUGGGAAAGCGAGAGAAUGAGAAAGAGCAGGUGAAAGGGGGAAUGGAAAUGGGGCGAUGUUUUCUAUUCUAGCUUUAGCUAUCUUAGGACCUCAGCCCUCCCCACUGGCCUGAAGAAUUAAAGGUUUCCCCUGUAGGAGGAAACCCUGAAAUUUUCUUUAGAGAAAGAAAAUGCACCAAGAAGGGAAGCUGCUGAGAGAAGAAAUGCUCAGAGAUACACUUAGACACUUGUUCCUCAGAGCUGUGAUCCAGGAGUCCUGCAACUGAAACUCUGUGUCUGCCAAACCUGUAAGUUCAGUUGGCAGAUCCUGGCUAUUGGUUUCUAAAUGCAAACUGCAAGGCUCCCAGCCAGCCUGCUGAGGGUGGGCAAAUACAAGGAAAGAGGGUGCUGAGUCCAUUUUCAGAGCGACUGAUGUCUCCAUUCAGCUCUUUUCCCUUCCUGGAGUUUCUGAGAGAUGGUUUCUGGGUCAGGGCAAGAGCAGUAUCUGUGGGUACCUGAAUAUUGGGCCCAUUCAUUCAUGAGCUGAUACACCCUGAGGACCUCUUGUCUGUUGUGGUUUGUGAGGUGCUUUGGGGUGUUCUGCAUCUGUUCUGCAUGAUGACCUGAACGUGGCCCAGGCCUCACCUGCCAAAACUUAAAAAAUAGUAAUCUCAAAAACAUUGUAAAAAAUA